AUGUCUUAUAGAGGUUCUUCUUAUAGUAAUAGAAGAUAUCAAAGACAUGAUUAUAAUACAGAUUAUAAUAAUGAUUAUAAUACAGAUCAUUAUAUAAAACAUGAUAAAUUUAGACCAGAAACUACUUCAACGCCAAAAUCUGGUUUAAAUACUCCAAUUCAAACUCCAAUUUCAAAUAUUGUUGUACCAGGUACAAAUAUAACAAAUGGUAUUAAUAAUAAGGAUAAUGAAUUUGAUAAAUUAUCUCAUCACUCAGAUUUAAUUAAUUUACUCCCACAAUCAUUUCAAAUAAAUCCAUCAAAAAAUUUUAAAAUUAUUUAUGACCCCGAAUUAGAUAAAACGUUAUUAUUAGAUAAAUAUGAUAAAAAGAAAAAAUCAAAAAUUAUACGAUAUAAUGGUGAUGGUAUUUCAACUGUAUUUGAUCCAAGAAAGUUAAAUAAUGAUUAUCCUAAAUUAAAUAAAAAAUCAAAAAAAUUUCCAUUUAAACAAUUACCAAUUCCAAAAUUUACUUUUGAUAAAGAUUCAUUAGGUCCUGCUCCUUUAUCAACACUUUUAUUAUGGGAUUUACCUACUAGUGUAAAUGAAACUUAUUUAAAAUCAUUUUUAAGUUUGUUUGGUAAAGUUGAAGAAAUAAAAUUUAUAAAUGAUGAUCAAUCUGCUGCUUUUUUAGGUAUUGCAACUUUUAAAUUUCAAGGGAAUCCUGAAAAAUCAAGAAAUUUAGCUCAAAUUUUUAUAAAACAAGUUAAAGAUGAAAAUAUUUUAAUUGAUGGUGUUAAAUUAAAUAUUAAAAUUAAUGAUGUAAAUGAUGAUUUAUUAAAUGAAAAAAUAGAUUCAGCAAAGAGGGAAUUUCAAAAACAACAACUUAAAAUAAAAGAAGAAGAAGAAGAGAGGAAGAUGAGGCAAAAAAGACAACUUGAAGAAUUAAAACGACAAGAAUUAAAAAAGAUUGAAGAAGAAAAGAAACAAUUACCCAAACCUGAAAAAUAUAAACCGAAUACAACUAUACUAUCCAACAGACGUCAUCAUAAAGUUGUAGAUGGAGUUUUUUUACCAAAUGAAUUAAAUAAAUAUAUUAAAGAUCGUCCAUAUAUUUUAAUUCAUGAUAAAUAUGUACCAGUUAAAAAAUGUUCAUCACAAGAUCUUAAGAGAAUGUUGAAAAGAUAUGAUUGGACAAGAGUAUUAUCUGAUAAAACUGGUUUCUACAUUGUAUUUAAUUCAUUAAAUGAAUGUGAACGAUGUUUUCUAAAAGAAGAUGGUAGAAAUUUUUUUGAAUAUAAAUUAAUUAUGGAAAUGGCAAUACCUGAAAAUUUUAAAUCAAGUGUCGAACAACAAUCAAAAGGUGAUUCUGUAGAUGAAGCUACAAAUAUAUUAAUUAAAGAAUUUCAAUCAUUUUUAACAAAAGAUAUAAGAGAAAGAAUUAUAGCACCUACUAUAUUAGAUUUAUUAAAUCAUGAACAUUAUCCUAAUUUAAUUGAAGAAUUAAAAGCCAAAGAAAAAGAAAAACCAAAACCAAUAACAUCAAAUGUCCUUCUUAAACAAAAUGCAAUGUCAAUAUUAAAACAACAAAGAUUACCAACUUUUAAAAAAAAUUUAAAGAAAAAGUUUCAUAUACCUAUGCAACAUGCAUUAAAUGAAUCAGAAUCUGAAGAACAAGAAGAAGAUGAAGAAGAAGAAGAGGAAACUACAAGUAGAUCAGUUACUCCAAUGCAUAAAAGAGAACGUUCUGAAACAGCAGCAACUGAAGAUGAACCACCAAAUAAAAAAUCAAAAUUCUUGUAUGAUUCAUCAGAUGAAGAAAUGGAGGAAUCUGAAGUUAAACAAAAACAAGAACAAGUUGAACAAAUUCUUGAUCAAUAUCAACCGACAGAAAAUGAACCAAAAACAGUUUAUCCCGAAAUAUCUACAACUUCUUUCAAUCUAGAUGCAUUACAAUCAUUAAUUAAAGAUGAUGAAGAUUUAAAAUUAGCAAAAGAUAUCUUACAAGAUUUUAUUGCCUCAAAAAUUUCAAACAUUGAUUAUUGGGCAUGGAAACAAAAAGAUGUUGUUGAUGAAAUUAUAGAAGAUGAAUUUAUUGAAGAAUUACCAUCAAGAUUAGAUUCAAUUAAUUCAUUUAAAACAGAUGGUUACAAAAAAAUUCCUGAUUCUGAUAAAAUUGAAUAUUUACCACAUCGUAAAAAAACAAAUAUAUCAAAACCAGUUAAAACAAUUCAAUAUGAACAAGAAGAAAAUAAUGAACAACAACAAAUCACUAAUAAUUCUCGUGUUAAUAGAGCCAAUAAUAGAAGAUUUGCUGCUGAUAUUGCUCAAAUAGGUACUGAAUCAGAUGUUUUAAGUUUGAACGCAUUAACUAAAAGGAAGAAACCUGUUACUUUUGCAAGAUCAACCAUUCAUAAUUGGGGAUUAUAUGCAAUGGAACCAAUUGGAAAAAAAGAAAUGAUUAUAGAAUAUGUUGGAGAAAGAAUUAGACAACAAGUUGCUGAACAUAGAGAAAAAAGUUAUCUUAAAACAGGUAUUGGAUCUUCUUAUUUAUUUAGAAUUGAUGAAAAUACAGUUAUUGAUGCAACUAAAAAAGGUGGAAUAGCAAGAUUUAUAAAUCAUUGUUGUAGUCCAAGUUGUACUGCUAAAAUUAUAAAAGUUGAAGGUAAAAAAAGAAUUGUUAUUUAUGCAUUAAGAGAUAUUGAAGCAAAUGAAGAAUUAACCUAUGAUUAUAAAUUUGAAAGAGAAACUAAUGAUGAAGAGAGGAUUAGGUGUUUAUGUGGUGCACCUGGUUGUAAGGGAUAUUUGAACUAG
Molecule: messenger RNA, 2790 nt
Organism: Insectozyma verbasci
Lineage: Eukaryota; Fungi; Ascomycota; Pichiomycetes; Serinales; Debaryomycetaceae
Source: the annotation of a GenBank genome assembly